CGGAGUUCGUUAUAACCAGAGGUCGUCUUAAUUGGUUCUAAGUGAUUUUUGUCCGGUGUAUUAGUCAUGAUUUCUGCCUCACUUUUUUAAACAAGACAGUAAGGCUAUAGCUGACCAGGCAAUAAACAUGCAACAUAUGCAUGAGGAAAUACCAGCAGAACAUGACAGGAAUUUUAAGCCAGGUUUUGAACAAGACAGCAAGGCUAUAGCUGACCAUGAUACAUACAUGCAAAAAUGCCAGGGGAAAAUACAGCCAGCACAUGAGGUGGAUUUUCAGUCAGGUGAUGAAGACAUAACAGCUAGAAAACAGUUUGAAGCAUCUCAACCACCUUUUCAUGCGGAAAAAAGAUGUACAGCCGUUCUUCUAAGAGGCAUUCCUGGCAAUGUCCGUGAAGACUAUAUCGAAAUGUUCUUCGAGAAUAAAAAGAAUUUUUCUGAGGUUACAGUCUCCAAAGUUAAAAUUAAUAGGCAGGAAAAAACAGCUGUUGUUGAGUUUGAGGACGAAGAAGCUUCACGUUUUGUGUUGGAAAAGAAAUCUAUCAUCCUAAAGAAGAACACGAUUAUGAUCGAGCCUUACAUACCGAGAACACCAACACAAGAAGUAACCAAAGAAGAUGCUGUAGAAGAUGAUGUAUUACCGAAGGUUGUUCUUAAAGAUUUACCUGACGAUGUUGAUCAGGAGGAAAUAGAGAUGGUCUUUCAGAGCAAAAAACGUGUUGGAGAUAUAGAAGUGGUAGAAAUCGAGUAUAAUGAGGAAGACUCAUUAGCCAUUGUAACGCUUGGAAAUCAGGAGUCUGUAGAUACUCUUCUUGAAAAAUGUCCAUUGAAGAUUUGCGGAGAAAGAAUUUAUGUUGAAGUGCAUGAGCCAUUAAGGGAUACAGAUGCUGAUUAUGAGCAGCCAAAGAUUCUUGCCACAGGGUUGCCUGAGGAAUUAGAUUACGAGGAUAUCGAAAUUUUCUUUGAAAAUAGGCGCAAAUUUGGUGAAACGAAACCCUUGAAGAUAGAUUAUAAUGAAGAAGAACAGUCCGUAGUACUUACAUAUGAAAAUGAAUCGGCUGUUGACCACGUUCUCAGUAAAUGCCCACUUAAGAUACGCGGUGUAGAGGUUCAGCUUGACAAACUCCAUGUGAAUGUACAUGAAAAGGAUGAUACGUCGGACGAUAAGAUGAGUGAAAGCGAUGAAGAGUUUAAUCGUACGCAGACGAAGAUACUUGUAGAAAAUAUUCCUGAAAGCAUUGACGAGGAUGCAUUAGAAAUGUACUUUGAAGCGAGAAAAUUAAAGUGCUGUCAAGUGGUGGAUGUUGAUCUUGAUGAGGAAGAACGAAAUGCUGUCAUCGAAUUCGCUGAACCAGGCCAUGUCGAAUUGGUCUUGCAUUACUGCCCACAUCAUUUAAAGAAGCAGAAAGUUUCUGUUCAAAUUUAUGUACCAAAACGCUUAGACACAAUCAUAGUAAAGGGUCCACCAGACGUUGUAAAUGAGGACUGUUUAGACUCAUUGGAAAUGUAUUUUGAUAAUAAGAAGAAAUCAGGAGGUGGGGGUGUUAAUAAAGACAAUUCUACGUACAGUGCAGAGGGAAACUGUGUAUAUAUAACAUUCGAGAAGGAGAAAGUUGCACAAAGAGUUGUAAACAGAGGAAAUCAUAAAGUACUUAGAAAAGAAAUUGAAGUCACCUUAUUCAAACCGACACGCUCAACAAAAGUACCACUCUUACGAAGGCAAACGGGUAAUCCAGAUUCCAAAAGCAGUGUCGUAAAGCACAGUGAAGUAAAUCAAGAAUCGGUUAAGACAAUACGUGUCCGUGGUAUGAACAAGAUCAGCAGCAGGGAAAUGGUAAAUUGGUAUUUUGAAAACAAGAAGAGGUCCGGAGGAGGGGAUAUCGAGAACAGAUACACGGAUGAAGAGGACGAUGAUAUAGUCUACAUCCGGUUUAAGGCGGAAGAAGUUGCAACGACUGUAGCAGAGCGACACCAUAGAGUGGAUGGAGUUGAGCUUUCAGUAUCCUUGUACACUCCACCCGUCCCUCCGCUUAGCUACACAAACAAGAUACUGUUUAAAGGGCUGAAUGAAAAAAUAACAGAGAGUGUACUGGGCCUUUUUCUCGAGGCUAGAGCAAACUACACUCUUGUAAAGGGGAGUCUUACAUAUCAUGCAGACCAUGAUGAUACUGCUAUAGUAACAACAGAGCAGGACAUUGACUUGGAAAAAUUGGAACAGGUUUGCAAGGUGAAGUCAUUGGAAGGCUCAAACCUCAAAGUUUCCAGCGUUCCAAUAUCAAACUGCAUCAUCGUUUCCAACAUAUCUGACAAUGUCCACAAAGACAUGGUUGAGCUGUACUUUGAAAAUAACAAGAGGAGCAAUGGUGGACCCGUUAGCAAAGUCGAGAUGUUCAAAAACCAAGGCUAUUGUUUGGUUUACUUCAAUGAUUACAAAACUGUGGAUUCUGUUUUACGUAAGGAGCAAACGUUGGGUGGAAGUACAGUUGAAGUUAAAAGAUACAUUCAAUGUAUUGCAAGAGCAGAAGGGGACUCGGUUUAAAGAAGGUUUCAAUUUCCUUAACCCUUAACGAUAUAUUUUAGCCAAAGAAACCCAUCGGUUGAAAUAUCAUGUUCAUGAACGACAGACAUCAAAUAUUGCAUUGCAUUGGUACCAACUGGAAGAAUCAAGAAGAACAAAGUUUCAACGAGUAUAUGGCCAAUAUAUCUGAGCAAAAUACGCCUGUUAUGGAAGAGCCAUACGAGAGAGUGUGUGUUGUGUGUGUGCGGGGGGGGGGGAGUUUAUUACUUAAACUUUUUAUUACUUUUAUCAUUAUCACAGUUAGAACAUGUGGAAGGUGUAAAUGAAUAUUGGCGUUCGUAAACAUGUAUGUCUCAUGAAAAUGAAUACUGUUUUAACCUGUGUUAUGAUCUGAUGAAUAAAUGAACAAUGCAUAUCA
Messenger RNA from Mya arenaria, 2933 nucleotides. RefSeq lists its product as uncharacterized. The record is from RefSeq and is a predicted model, not a curated record. Bases 128 to 2536 code for a protein of 802 amino acids. NCBI's taxonomy places the organism in Eukaryota, Metazoa, Mollusca, Bivalvia, Myida, Myidae. The transcript has 12 exons. Gene Ontology annotation, molecular function: RNA binding.